Molecule: messenger RNA, 1536 nt
Organism: Geodia barretti
Lineage: Eukaryota; Metazoa; Porifera; Demospongiae; Tetractinellida; Geodiidae
Source: the annotation of a GenBank genome assembly
UUGGAAUUCACAGGUCUGCUAAGUGCGAUAGUCUUCCUGCCAAUCGCAGGAGCGAUAGUCAUCGCGCUUGUGCUCAGAAAUUACAACCAAGCCCGCAUCUUCGCGGUGGCAAUCGCCGUCAUCGACUUCGUGCUCGCCAUCAUAGCCUUCGCGGCAUACAACACGAGCGCGGGCGGCAUACAGCUCGUUGACCGCUUCUCCAACUGGAUUCCCGGCCUGGGCGACGACGGCUUCGCUGUCCAAUACCUGCUCGGCAUCGACGGCCUCAGCGCGCCGCUUGUCCUGCUCACAGGCUUGCUCGGCCUCGUAGCCGUUCUAGCCUCUUGGCACAUCCAGCUGCGCGUCCGCGAGUAUUUCAUCUGGCUGCUCGCCCUCCAGACCGGCGUCAUGGGCGUCUUCACAUCACUCGACUUCCUGCUCUUCUUCCUCUUCUGGGAGCUUGAGCUGAUCCCCAUGUUCUUCCUCAUCGCCAUCUGGGGCAGCGACCCCAAGAGCAAGCGCGAAUACUCUGCGAUGAAGUUCCUGAUAUUCACCAUCCUCGGCAGCGCGUUCAUGCUUGUCGGAAUCCUGGUGCUAUUCUUCUCAACCGGCACAUUCGACAUGACCAAGCUCCCCGACGCCAUACGCGGAGCUAACUUGUUGCUGCCCGCAGGCGUCGUCUUCGCGCUCCUGUUCAUCGGCUUCGCGAUCAAGCUCCCGCUCUGGCCCCUGCACACAUGGCUGCCCGACGCUCACACCGACGCGCCCACAGCCGGUAGCGUCAUCCUGGCCGGCGUCCUCCUAAAGAUGGGCGCCUACGGUAUGUUCCGCGUCUCGAUUAGCAUGUUCCCCGAAGUGGCUCAGGAUGUCGCAUGGCUGCUCGUAGCCGCGGGCGUCAUCAACGUCAUUUACGGCGCAAUCGUCGUCAUGCGACAGACCGACCUCAAGCGCCUCAUCGCAUUCAGCAGCAUCAGCCACAUGGGAUUCAUCAUGAUCGGCUUGGCGUCCGUUGUCGGCGUGAACGGCGCGGUCUCGCCGCUUGGCCUUACCGGCGCCGCGAUGCAGAUGUUCACGCACGGCACUAUCACCGGCUUGCUAUUCCUGCUUGUCGGCAUGGUGUACGACAAGGCGCACACCCGUUACAUCCCAGACCUCGGCGGACUCGCAAAGCGCAUGCCUUUCCUUGCCGUCGCGCUGCUCGUCGCGGGAUUGGCUUCACUCGGCUUGCCCGGCACAAGCGGCUUCGUCGCCGAACUGCUCAUAUUCCUCGGCGCGUUCAAGGUAUGGGCUAUCCCAACCGCGAUCGCCGCUUUCGGCGUCGUGCUCGCCGCGGGCUACAUCCUAUGGACUAUCCAGCGCGUGAUGUUCGGCCCCAUCAAGGAGCGCUUCUCAGACAUUACUGAUGUGUCGGGGAUCCAGUAUGUCCCCAUAGCCCUGCUCUUAAUCGCCAUCAUCGCAGUGGGCAUCUUCCCAUCGUUUAUAUCUGAUGUAUUCUCAAGCGGCGUCGAGCCCAUAGCGCAAUCCCUUGAACAAGUGGCGCAGGCGCGUCUGCGCUAA